Molecule: messenger RNA, 386 nt
Organism: Notothenia coriiceps (black rockcod)
Lineage: Eukaryota; Metazoa; Chordata; Actinopteri; Perciformes; Nototheniidae
Product: GDNF family receptor alpha-1-like
Exons: 3
Biological process (GO): nervous system development
Cellular component (GO): signaling receptor complex; external side of plasma membrane
Molecular function (GO): signaling receptor activity
Source: RefSeq, a predicted model, not a curated record
GUCCAGACUGGCUGAUUUCCUCAAUAACUGCCAGCCGUCUCCUCUGACGGCCAGCGGCUGUCUCAAAGACUCAGCGGGACUGUGCCUCCGAGCCUACGCCGGACUCAUCGGCACCAUCAUGACUCCCAACUACCUCAGCAACAGCUCUGCAGACGUGUCUCUGUGGUGUAACUGUGAGGGCAGCGGCAACCAGUGGCAGGACUGUCUGAGGCUGCAGCGCAUGUUCACACACAACCCCUGCCUGCGUAACUCUAUCAGUUGGAUGGGGAGCCCGGGCUCCCUGCCGGCAGACUUCACCCCCCUUCCCGCUCCCCGGCCCUCCCCACUGGUUCAGGAGGAUGAGCUGCUGAGCAACAACCACCUGCCCGAACACAACAACAUCGUGA